This is a messenger RNA of Paramisgurnus dabryanus, 2230 nucleotides long. NCBI's taxonomy places the organism in Eukaryota, Metazoa, Chordata, Actinopteri, Cypriniformes, Cobitidae. The record is from RefSeq and is a predicted model, not a curated record.
UUAUAUUGUCUGCUCUGACAAAAAUAAAGUAUUUUUUUUUAGAUUUAGGGGAAUUGACUGCGUGUGUCUUAUAAAUACAAACUUGAUAAUACGUUUGUUUUGUAAAGAGACUUCUUUAAAGUCACGCAAGAAUAAAAUAUUUUAGUUGUAACUGGUUAAACUUAAAUCUGUUAUUAUCUAUUUAACUAUAAGCUGUAUUUUUCUGAUAAGACACAAAGCUUCUGAUGAGGAUCUUAUAACAGUGUCGGAGAUGAUGAUGGCUGUUCACAGCAGGUGGCGGGUUGUAAACAAGUGUCUUUUAAAAACUACAAGGCUCUGAUUUAAAAAUGUGAUUAUGUACAACAAAGUUGUCAGAAAACUUAGGCUGAUGCGUACUUAUAUCUGUGGGGUUUUUUAAAAACAAAACUUUUUUGAAGCUUAAAACAUUCCACCCUAUCUUGUGGUUUGUAUACAAUGUUAAUACUAAAAUCGUACGUGUGUAUGUGUAUUUAUGUUUAUAUAUGAUUACAUAUGUUGUGGUGAAAACAAGGUGUUUAUCUGACUGGUCCCUAAUGGUACAAAUAAUUCAUGAUAUUCGUCUCACUGAUACAAUGCCAGGUGGUUUCAUUACAUUGAAAAUAGUUAGAACACAGCAGAGACAUGCAUUGAGGUUAAUUACCCACAUGUUUUUAUAUGAGGCUCUAAAGCAAUAUAUUCAACCAUGCGUAUUUAUGCGGUCUUUUAAGGUUCGUUUGUAACAUCAUAAGUUCCUCUACAGACAAUCAAGAAUCAAUUAUGCUUACAAGCUGUUAUCAGGUGACACAAACCAGAUCUCUCGUCUUUAACAGUUUCGUAUAAAGUAAGGCACCACUCAGAAUGUAUUUUAACACCCCUGAAAACUAGUGAUUGAAACUUACAGCGAGAAAGUCUGCGUUAAAGAGUCUAGAAAAGAAAUGGAGACAUACCUUACUGGAGCCCUGAACGACACCGACUACGCUAAUGUUGCGGCUGAAAUUUGUGCUUUAAAUACAGGAUUGGGGAACCCCACGGUUAAUGAUGAAAACUUGCAUAACAACAUUAGAUCAUCUGAUCGAGAGGUGGUGUGGGGAGUUGCAGGUCUCCACACACUCGCGAAUUUGUCUAACCUCCUGGAUAGCAUACCCAAUACAUCAGGGUUUCUAAGAAAUAACGAGAACGGGAUCUGUGCUACGGCUACUCGACACAACGAUGGUAGAUCUGGGAUACGCAAACCACUCUCGGAUUUGUCCAUCCUGGUGGAUAAUAUACCCCACACAACACUGGUUGGCCAUGGAUCACACAAAAGACAGAGAUCCAUUCAGGCCGAGAUUCACACACCAAGGGGCCAGCAUACAACUUUACGAAAUACUGAUGCAAAGAGACAACGAACGGUUCGGAGUGUGUCCCCCGUUUUGAAUGACAGAGUCAUCGCGAUCGAUAAUGUAGGACCAUUGGAGUCUGACGCUAGAACAUCUGGUCAAGGGUCGAGCGCACAUGACAUAGUAGAGAGCUUUGUAGAUUGGGAUGAGGAUCUGAUUAUCGCAUGGGACAUUUGUGAUUUUGAACUACCUACACCGGUGCAAUCACCAUCAGCGUCCAUGAAUGUACAAGAAACACCUGUGGUUUCCGAACAGACCCCAGAGUUAGGGGUGAAUCACAUAAACCAAGAAGACAACAAUUCUGAGGAUACAGAAUUGUUCCCAUAUGUUUUGACCCAGAACCUCGAUGUUCAAAGAACCGUGGAUUCCGAACAGACCAUCGCUGUGGUACAACUAAAUCGAGAAGAGGUUGGUUCUGAGGAUACAGAAUUGUCCCCAUAUGUUUUGACCCAGAACCUCGAUGUUCAAAGAAUCGUGGAUUCCGAACAGGACCCGGAGCCACUGCCUGGUAAUCAACAGGCCUAUAGAAACGAACUUGUGGCUGAUGAACAGGUCACGGACAGCACAGGAAAUGAAGUGACUCCAGAAGAGCUCAAAGACUUUUUGCAUUAUGUAUGGCACGAUUAUGUACAGUUUAAGCAAUUUGUAGUCGAUGGUUUUGCAAUCCAGGAUACAGAGCGAAGAAAACUGUUGGGGUUAAUCGCCGAAAUUAUCACUCUGUUAAAAAACCCGACUUUGUAAGUGACAAAGCCGUUUUAAACUUAUACCGUUGAGUGUUCUCAAUACCAGAUACAACGGGAAAAUUUCAAAUGUUUAUAUAAUCCGGUUUAUACAUGUUUUUGAUACCUUGUUGG